AUGUAUAGCAACAGGGGCCGCGUUGAUCGCUCAUCCCCACCGACAGGACAGUUCUUGGCCAACUACAGUACCUUGGCACUUGUAUCUAAGUACACAACUCUCACAGAUGACAGUUCCACGAGCAUCCAUGCAUGUCACAACGCUCGCUAUGGGGGGAAAACAGUCCAUCAUCCAGGUUCAGCAGGUUGGACGAUCACAUGUGGAUACCGUACCUAUAGUGGACAAAAUUUGCAAUCCACCCCCUCAAGGAUCGACACGGCCAUGGAAGUAGGUACAUUCAACACUCUGUCGGUACCAGACCCUGUAAGCGUCCCUGUGCAAUCAAUACAAGCUCAUCUGGGCUGGCUAAGCAUGAAGCUAUGCACCAACCAAGACUCGAGCCACGUAGCCAAGCCCAACCGCUCUCUGCUGCCAUCCGGCGCAAGCCCAAGGGUCAUCAGCUUCUCGUCUUCUACUCUACACAUGUACACAUACUAUUCCUAG
This is a messenger RNA of Plenodomus lingam JN3, 483 nucleotides long. NCBI's taxonomy places the organism in Eukaryota, Fungi, Ascomycota, Dothideomycetes, Pleosporales, Leptosphaeriaceae. The record is from RefSeq and is a predicted model, not a curated record.